Bacillus rossius redtenbacheri is the source of this 396-nucleotide messenger RNA. RefSeq names its product fatty acid synthase-like. Gene Ontology annotation, molecular function: acyltransferase activity. NCBI's taxonomy places the organism in Eukaryota, Metazoa, Arthropoda, Insecta, Phasmatodea, Bacillidae. Bases 1 to 396 code for a protein of 131 amino acids. The record is from RefSeq and is a predicted model, not a curated record. The transcript is spliced from 3 exons.
AUGAUACCCACUGACAACGGGAACACGUGCGCUACCAGACGCGCUACUGAUUUCCAGGUCGUGUCGGAAAAGACUUCGCUGCGUGGAGAUCUGGCAGCUAUCAACUCCUUCGGCUUCGGCGGCUCGAAUGCGCACGUGAUCCUUCGCCGGCCGGCUCCUCGAACGUCGGCGAAUGUCGGCGACGGCAGCGCCCCGGCACUCGUCGUGGCAUCGGGACGCAGCGAGGUGGCCGUCAGGGUGCUCCUGAGAGCCGUGGAGGAACACGGCUUCGACAGGAACUUCAUUGGCCUCCUGCACCGGGUUCAUGACGCCGAGACUCCCGGACACCCCUACAGAGGGUUCGUCACCAGGACGCAGUCGGAUAGGGUCAACUCCGUCGUGCAGGGUAAACCCUGA